This is a messenger RNA of Panicum hallii, 1762 nucleotides long. RefSeq names its product probable UDP-arabinose 4-epimerase 3. The record is from RefSeq and is a predicted model, not a curated record. Gene Ontology annotation, cellular component: cytosol. NCBI's taxonomy places the organism in Eukaryota, Viridiplantae, Streptophyta, Magnoliopsida, Poales, Poaceae. Gene Ontology annotation, biological process: beta-D-galactose catabolic process via UDP-galactose, Leloir pathway. The transcript is spliced from 11 exons. Gene Ontology annotation, molecular function: UDP-glucose 4-epimerase activity. Bases 228 to 1451 code for a protein of 407 amino acids.
GGAUGUUCUCCCUCUCCCCUCGCUUUUUCUUUCUUCCGUUCACCUCUAUCUCUCUCUCUCGCCUUUCUUUCCUUGCGGCGACGACUGGGCGAGCGCCGCCGCCCUUCACCAGGUCUUCGCCGGCGGCGAGCACCACCAGUUGAUCCUCUGGCUGGAAGAUCGCGUUGACGGUGGCGGAGUAGGGGUUCUACCAUCGGCAGCUUCAUCUCAAGGAGCAGAAUUCUUACAUGAUCCCUUUAAACCGGAGGGCAAGCCUGCCUAGGGCUGGGAUGGAGUACUUUGAUGCAAGGCGGAAGCCUCAUAAUGUCGGGAAAAUCAUUGCAGCCCUGGUCCUCACAACACUCUGUAUAUUUGUUCUGAAGCAAUCUCCUGGUUUUGGUGGCAAUAAUGUGUUUUCUCGCCACCAACCUGGUGUUACCCACGUCUUAGUAACAGGAGGAGCAGGUUAUAUUGGAUCACAUGCCUCUUUAAGGCUCUUAAAGGAUAACUAUCGAGUUACCAUUGUGGAUAAUCUCUCUAGAGGAAACAUGGGAGCAGUAAAGGUUCUGCAGGAGUUAUUUCCGCAGCCUGGGAGGCUACAAUUCAUCUUUGCUGAUCUGGGGGACCAGAAAUCUAUCAACAAGAUAUUUGCUGAAAAUGCAUUUGAUGCUGUGAUGCACUUUGCAGCUGUUGCUUAUGUGGGUGAGAGCACACUGGAACCCCUUAGGUACUAUCACAAUAUUACAUCAAACACCUUACUGAUUUUGGAGGCUAUGGCAUCUCAUGGAGUCAAGACCCUUAUCUACUCCAGUACAUGUGCUACCUACGGAGAACCAGAGAAGAUGCCUAUUACAGAAGCCACGCCUCAGUUCCCUAUCAAUCCAUAUGGAAAAGCUAAGAAAAUGGCAGAGGACAUCAUAUUAGAUUUCUCGAAGUCGAAGGGAGCCGAUAUGGCUGUCAUGAUUUUAAGAUAUUUCAAUGUUAUUGGAUCUGACCCUGAGGGAAGAUUAGGUGAAGCUCCCAGGCCAGAACUACGAGAGCAUGGUCGGAUAUCUGGGGCAUGCUUUGAUGCAGCAUUAGGAGUCAUUCCAGGAUUAAAGGUUAAAGGAACAGAUUAUCCUACAGCUGAUGGAACCUGCAUAAGAGACUACAUUGAUGUCACAGAUCUAGUUGACGCUCAUGUGAAAGCACUCAACAAGGCAGAACCUAGAAAAGUUGGCAUUUAUAAUGUUGGAACCGGAAGAGGCCGCUCGGUUAAUGAGUUUGUGGAUGCCUGCAAGAAGGCAACUGGGGUUGACAUCAAAGUUGAGUACCUCAACAGAAGGCCAGGAGACUAUGCAGAAGUAUACAGCGACCCGACAAAGAUCAACAAGGAGCUCAACUGGACAGCUCAAUACACGGACCUCAAGGAGAGCCUGUCAGUCGCAUGGAGGUGGCAAAAGUCGCAUCCACACGGCUAUGGGACAAACUAAAUAUAGCCUGCUGAUCAAUAAUUUCACUGAAUCGUCGAUACAUAUUGAUUCUUUAGUUAGUAGUAUACUGGUAUAAGAUCUUGCUGCAAUACUCCUCUCAAAAUCACUCGUAUUCUUCUCACCCUCUUUCUUUCCUUUUUAUUUUUCAAAGGUUGGUUUUUUGGCUAGCAAAGACAAACAAUGAUUUGGGUAUGCUGGAAAUCCUGGAAGCAUUCCUGUAAGAGCAAACUACAUUGUUUCUGACACGAAGUGUUGAUUAAAAAAAUGUACAUUUCUUCAGCCUGUCCAAGCUGCACGGCUAUUUGACUGAA